AUGCUGCGUCGGGUUGUAACAAGGCUACCUAGACUCGCCAAGCGAGCAGCAUCCACCACCCACUACUUCCAAAAGCCUAGGGAAAACGAUCCAAGGUGGGCAGAAAUCGUAUCGGACGAAGAUGUCUGGACACGUUACGAGGACGAAGUUGACGUAGCAAUCGUUGGUGGCGGCCCAGCCGGCUUAUCAGCUGCUAUCAGGCUCCGUCAGCUCGCAAACGAAGCGGGUUUGGACGCGGAAGAGUUUCGAGUCUGUGUCAUCGAAAAAGCCGCGAACAUCGGAGAUCAUAUCCUCUCGGGUGCUUGUCUUCAGACAACUGCGCUUGAUGAACUUAUCCCAGACUGGAAAGAACGUGGUGCCCCUCUUCACACACCCGUGAAAGAGGAUGAAUUCCAUAUCAUGCUCAACGACCAAAAGUCAAUUAGAGCGCCCUUCCUGGGCAACUCAACUUGGGACUGGAUGACCAAGAACUGGCCGAUGAACAACCACGGCAACUACAUUGUAAGACUGGGCAACGUCGUCGCAUGGCUUGGAGAAAUCGCUGAAGAACUUGGCGUCGAAGUCUAUCCAGGCUUCGCUGCCACCGAAAUUCUUUACAACGAUGAUGGAUCUGUAGCUGGUGUUGCUACUCACGACUCCGGAAUCGCCAAGGAUGGUUCCCCAACUGAUUCCUUCGAGAGAGGAAUGGGCUUCCGCGCCAAGUGUACCAUUUUCUCCGAAGGUUGCCACGGCUCCCUGGGCAAGCAGCUUUACCAAAACCCAGAGUUUAAAUUGCGUGAAAAUUGCGAGCCACAGACUUACGCCACGGGCAUCAAGGAAUUGUGGAAAAUCCCAGCUGAAAAGCAUCGAGAUGGUCUGGUUCUUCACACUGUUGGCUGGCCCAUGGACAAGAAGACCUAUGCUGGCUCUUUUGUCUACCAUUUGACUGAUUGGGGAGCAGAAGAAGCUGAAACCCUCGUCGCUCUUGGCUAUGUUGUCUCUCUCGAUUACGAAAACCCCUACAUUUCUCCUCCCUCUGAAUUCCAGCGAUGGAAGCAUCAUCCUCUCAUUGCUGAGAUGCUUGAGGGCGGCGAGCGACUUUCAUACGGUGCUCGAGCACUCAACGAAGGUGGAUUCCAAGCGAUCCCAAAGCUGACCUUCCCCGGCGGUGUCCUAACUGGGUGUGACGCUGGACUGCUCAACGUGCCAAAGGUUAAGGGAACUCACAACGCCAUGAAGUCUGGCAUGCUCGCGGCUGAGAGCAUUUUCUCCGCCCUUCAAGAUGAAACCCGAGAAUGGAAACAUGAAAGCCUUGACGUGCCAGAGUACGAGACUGCGCUGAAAAACUCAUGGAUCUACAAAGAGCUCAAAGAUGUUCGUAAUGUUCGUCCAUCUUUCCACAACCCUCUUGGAUUCUACGGCGGUCUUGCUUACACUGGCUUCUUCGUCUGUAUGCUCAAGGGAACCUUUGGAAUCGACCUCGAAAAGUGGACCCUGUCCCACGGUGGCGCUGAUCACGAAAAAAUGAAGCCCGCCAAGGACUUCCAGAAGAUUGAGUACCCCAAGCCCGACGGAAAGCUUUCAUUUGAUCUCCUUUCUUCCGUGGCUCUUUCCGGAACUAAUCAUAAUGGUGAUCAGCCAGCUCAUUUAACACUCAAGGACGACGACCUGCGGAGAAAUCUUGAGCUUUUCGAUGGACCUGAAGCUCGAUUCUGCCCUGCUGGUGUCUACGAGUACGUCACCGAUGAAGAAAGCGGAAAGAAAGAACUCGUGAUCAAUGCCCAGAACUGCGUCCACUGUAAAACAUGCGACAUCAAGUGCCCCUCGCAAAACAUUGACUGGCAAUGUCCCGAAGGUGGUGGAGGACCUGCUUACGGUGGCAUGUAA
Molecule: messenger RNA, 1866 nt
Organism: Oikopleura dioica
Lineage: Eukaryota; Metazoa; Chordata; Appendicularia; Copelata; Oikopleuridae
Source: the annotation of a GenBank genome assembly